This is a messenger RNA of Pochonia chlamydosporia 170, 1098 nucleotides long. Its product is annotated as transposase-like protein. The record is from RefSeq and is a predicted model, not a curated record. Bases 1 to 1098 code for a protein of 365 amino acids. Lineage: Eukaryota; Fungi; Ascomycota; Sordariomycetes; Hypocreales; Clavicipitaceae. The transcript is spliced from 3 exons.
AUGUCCGAAAACGCCGUCGACUCAACAAUCAUUACGGAGACUCGGUCGACCCGGACCAAAUUCCGUGCACUACUAUGCUACGUUAAUGCCGAUAUUGAUACUUGGCUUCCAGACACGCACCAAACUGUCAAGAAAUGGAUUAUGCGCCAGUAUGAAGAUCAGAAGGAGAAGGUCAAGCAGCGCAUUCAGUCGGCAAAGUUGAGGAUUCAUAUCAGCUGCGAUCUCUGGACCUCUCCCAACUCCCUGGCAAUCUUGGGCGUAGUUGCUCACUAUGUAACGGAAGACGGCAAGCUAGAACACCGUACUUUGGCCCUAAAGGACAUCGACGGUGAGCAUGAUGGUUCUCAUCUCGCUGCGGCAAUUAUGGAAGUGGUUGAAGAUUGGGGCUUUGCUUCUAAGUUGGCCCUUCUACGCCAAUUUGACAUUCAAUAUGAUUCCAAAUCUCACCGACUCCGCUGCCAAGGUCAUGUUAUCAACCUAGCCGCCAAGUCCUUCCUCUUCGUUACCGAUAACGAGAAGCUCGAACACGAAGAUUCCGGUCUGCACAAUGUGACACUGAAACAGAUUGAGGCGUGGCGGCGGAAAGGCCCACGUGGUAAGCUUCACAACUUUGCCGUUUACAUUCAGCGAAGUGUUCAGCGCAGCCAGAAGUUUAUGGCUAUUAGCCAUAACCGCAGGCUUGCGCGAGACAACGACACAAGAUGGAAUUCGUGGUAUACCAUGCUGCGAGCGGCCUUGAAUCUUAGAGAAGCAAUUGAUGGCUAUUUCAACAAAUGGGUAGAAGCAGAUUGCGCUGGAGACAGGCUUUCUGCAGAGGACUGGACCAUCCUCGAGAAGAUCGAAUCUUUUUUAGAGAAGCUCAAACUGACGACCAAGGCUCUGGAGUCAUCGUUUGCAACUCUCGACCAUGUUCUGCUGGCUAUGGACUUUGUGUUGGCACAAUUCGAAGCAGGAAAAGAGGCAUAUACUGACGAUCCGAUCAUGGCACCAAUGUAUAACUCGGGCUGGGCGAAAUUGGAUAAGUACUAUCGCCUUACUGACGAAUCGCCUGCCUAUGUCGCAGCUAUAGUUCUUCAUCCCUCGCAUAAAUGGCAUUAA